This is a messenger RNA of Podospora pseudocomata, 249 nucleotides long. RefSeq lists its product as uncharacterized. Bases 1 to 249 code for a protein of 82 amino acids. The record is from RefSeq and is a predicted model, not a curated record. The transcript is spliced from 2 exons. NCBI's taxonomy places the organism in Eukaryota, Fungi, Ascomycota, Sordariomycetes, Sordariales, Podosporaceae.
AUGGCUUUUGGCGGGGUUGUUCCCUCUAGCUCCAAGUUUCACACCCCACCUUUUCUCAGCCGAGGGGCAGCGAGGCACCACAAGCCAGCGAGGGGCAGCAUUUCGAGGCUUGCCAUUUGCUAUCACCUAUGCACAUUCUGCUUCCUUAAGACGCGGCCAUCUAAGAUAAGACAUUGUGAGAGCUUACUACAACCGUCCAUUCUUCGUACGCUCCGGCCGCAGCAGGAUACGUACCUCGCCUGGCUCUAG